Drosophila busckii is the source of this 1343-nucleotide messenger RNA. RefSeq names its product venom acid phosphatase Acph-1. Bases 16 to 1227 code for a protein of 403 amino acids. Lineage: Eukaryota; Metazoa; Arthropoda; Insecta; Diptera; Drosophilidae. Gene Ontology annotation, biological process: dephosphorylation. The record is from RefSeq and is a predicted model, not a curated record. The transcript is spliced from 5 exons. Gene Ontology annotation, molecular function: phosphatase activity.
AGCGACUCUGCCAAAAUGCCGCGUUCGCAUUUCACUCGAAAACACUGUCUAGUAAUGACGGGUGGCUUAGUUGCAUUGGCUUUCGUGAUCUUGUGCUUCACGCACUCCACGGUCUUCUCCGCGAAGGUAACCGACCCCGGCACCGAUGAGUCUACGCUGGAGCUGCUGCAUAUUGUCUUUCGACAUGGACCGCGCACACCGGCGGACACAUAUCCAAAGGAUCCCCAUGUAAACGAAACCUACUAUCCAAAUGGCUGGGGACAAGUAACAAAUAAUGGCAAACGCGAACUAUUCAACAUUGGUAGCUGGCUGCGUAAGCGUUAUGGCAAAUUUUUGGCGCCCUACUACAGUCCCGAUUUGGUGCACGCACAGGCGACGGGCGUGCCACGCACACACAUGACCAUGCAGACGGUGAUGGCCAGCUUCUUCCCGCCCAAGGGCACACCCAUGGAGUGGAACAACAAAUACAAUUGGCAGCCCGUGCCGGUCUUCUCGCAGGCCUUGGACGAGGAUACGCUCCUGCUGGUGCGCACGCCCUGCCCGCGCUACUUUGAGGCCCUCCACGAGGUGUACGAGCGUCCCGAGGUCAAGGCCGAGAUUGCGCCCUACAUGGAGAUGUUCAAGGAGCUGGCCGAGCACACUGGCUUGCCCUUCAACGAGCCCGAGGAUGUGCAGUCGCUCUACCUGACGCUGCUGGCCGAACAGGAGUGGGGUCUGGAGCUGCCCGCCUGGACCAAGCAGUACUUCCCCGAGAAGCUGCAGUUCCUUACCGAACAGAGCUACAUCUACAAUGUGUACACACCUGAGCUGCAGAAGAUCAAGGCGGGUCCCUUCCUCAAGAAAAUGUUCACCGAAAUGCAGCAGCGCCGCAACUCAACCCUGAAGCCUGCCCAGCGCAAACUCUUCAUGUACACCGGUCAUGACUCCACUGUGGUCAACAUACUGUCCGCCCUGAAGGUCUGGGAGCGCCAGCUGCCACGCUACUCGGUCAUGGCUCUGUUCGAGCUGCACAAGCACAAGCAGACCGGCGAGUACUGGGUGGAGAUCUAUUUCCGCAACAAUCCCAAGGCACCCGCAGAGAUGCUGACGGUGCCUGGCUGUGACUUCAAGUGCCCGCUGGACAAGCUGAUGGAGCUGGUGAAGGAUGUGGUGCCCAGCGAGGCCGACUCGAAUCGUUGUGCCGCCAAGAGCGAAGCGUUCACCGAACCCCCACUACGUGGACCAUAGAGUGAAGCCAUUGCCAUUGGAAUCUUACAGGUGCUACAAACUCAGGGAACCUACAGUUAGUUUUAGUGCAUAAGUAAAACAUACAAUGUCUGCUUAUUAAAAAACAAGAACAAGAA